Messenger RNA from Paramacrobiotus metropolitanus, 1810 nucleotides. RefSeq lists its product as uncharacterized. Gene Ontology annotation, molecular function: protein binding. Lineage: Eukaryota; Metazoa; Tardigrada; Eutardigrada; Parachela; Macrobiotidae. Bases 1 to 1596 code for a protein of 531 amino acids. The transcript has 4 exons. The record is from RefSeq and is a predicted model, not a curated record.
AUGGCGGAGACUGGAGAUGCUUUGGCUGUUGUUGUGGAAGUUCGUGGAGGGGAUGGAGUGUCCCAGUGCGGCAAAGUAGUAGCCGCGUCCAGCAGCGGACUGAUCGGAGAUUUUCGCUGCACGGACCGACGGAACGAGUGGAUGCCUCUCGAUCAAGCCUCCAUGUACUGGGAUCCUGUCAGUGCCUACUCUUAUUCUGGCCCAAUGGGCAGCCGAUUCUACAGCGAUCAAGGAAUCGCAGACCCCGUGGAGGUGCUGAUGCAGCGCAGUUCCAAUGAGCCGUGGAAAUGGCAUCCGGGCUCCGUCCUCGUUUACGACCGGCAGCACGGUCAGUUCGCCCGGGUCGCAAUCCACUUGCCCGGCAAGGACAUCAGAACCGUCGUUCCGCGCAACCGCAUUCGACGCCGUGCUCACAUGAUUUCCUUGGACUAUGGAUUGCUCCAUCUGAUGGAAUUGCGCGGCAUGGGAGGCUCCCAUGCCGCGGAAAAUCAUCUGUUUUAUAAUAAAUCCGUGCUCCGUCCUGUGGCGGCCGCGAAUGCCAGCACUACACCCACGAGCGGAAAGCAGCAGGAACCUGCGGACGGUUGCUUGGCCACGCAAAAAUGGUGGAAGGUGUUUUUGGCCUGCGGCGGCAGCUCCGCAUCACCAGCGCUGAUGGCUGCGCUGCCUGCGCCGGUUUUUGACGCUGGCCGCGCCUUCCGCGUCCUGCCGUUAGAAAUCCUAACGGAGACCUUGUAUUCGCUGCCAACCGUUGAUCAGUGCCGAGUGCGGGCGGUGUGCGUCGUCUGGAACCGCCUCCUCACAGCGGCCGCCGCCAGGAACCUACUGCACAUCCAGUUUCCAUCCAAAAGCGAUUGCUCAUCGUCCGCGGGCAGGGUUUACAUCGCUGUGGCCUGUGCGCAUCGUUGCUGGAGUACCCGAACUGUGGCCGUUGUGGGUUCGCCGGUCCAGGGUGGGUUCGAGGAGAAACUGCGACUGAAUUACUUGCCAUUGUGUGAUGGACGCUUCCUGCUUAUGCUAAUCCAAGGAGCCGUCGAGAGGUUCCCGGAGGACCUCGUGAUUAAGGAUAUUAACUGCAUGUAUGUUCUGGAAGAUAAUGCUGUGGAUUACAUCAUUACACUCCACCGCGUCUUUGACAAGCUGGCGGCGAUUUGCCACACGCUGACUGUGAAGAAUUUCACUUGCGAGAUCUUCGAUUCUACGGAAGAUGGCUGGGUGCGAAUCACUAUCCACAUGGACCACAUCCCGUUCGGACGAAUGCACAGCGAGCGGUGUCUUACGGUCGCGGACUGGUGGAACAUGAAUGAGGAAGGCUGUCCGCGGCUGGAUAAAGAGCAGGAGCUUGUGGUGUCCGGCUUUAUCAAAAAGAGGCAACAGCAUUCUGAGAGGUUUCGGGAAGUGUUGAGAACGAUCGUUCGUGCGCGGCAGACUAACGACCCCCGAAAGAAGGUCACGUAUUUGAAGCCGGCUCCAGCCGCAGGACAGCACCCGCUGGGUUUGGUCGAUGUGGACCGGCUGACACGGCUGACGCAGUAUCUCGUGUACUGUGCCGUUACCCACACGCCGUUCAAGAGCACCGUGACUUGGCCUGCCUAACUUCCUUCCAUCCCGUGGACCUUUCAUUGAAGGAACUUAAGGAGACGGGCGAACUUUUGUUGGACUAACCAGCGCUAACUUUGUUGUUUCUGUAAUGCAUUCUUCUCAUGCUAAUUUUGCAAACUCUUCUCAAAUGCUAACUGCGCCCGCCUAAAAGUCUAUAAUCAAGGUAACAUAGAAUUGAAAAGAAAUUUGUUGGACUUGCAUCCAUAAA